Syngnathus acus (greater pipefish) is the source of this 1190-nucleotide messenger RNA. RefSeq names its product charged multivesicular body protein 4b-like. The transcript is spliced from 5 exons. The coding region runs from base 169 to 840 and encodes 223 amino acids. Gene Ontology annotation, biological process: late endosome to vacuole transport via multivesicular body sorting pathway; vesicle budding from membrane. Lineage: Eukaryota; Metazoa; Chordata; Actinopteri; Syngnathiformes; Syngnathidae. Gene Ontology annotation, cellular component: multivesicular body; cytoplasmic side of plasma membrane; ESCRT III complex. The record is from RefSeq and is a predicted model, not a curated record.
CGAGACCCGUAUGUAGAAGGCGGAAGGAGACGGAAAACAACAUCAGCGACAGCUGCGCCAAGCAGGCAGCUUCGACUCGGCGGAAAGGUUUCCCAAAGAAAGAAAAAAAAGAAAUUAAAAUCUUAUUCUUUCAUUGGUCAAGAGCUCAAUCGUCUUCGGUCUGCAAGCAUGUCUUUGUUCGGAAAGUGGUUCGGCACCAGCGGUGGGGGCAAAGGGGGCAAGGGGCCCACACCCCAGGAGGCUGUCCAGAAACUCCGCGAGACCGAGGAGAUGCUGGCCAAAAAGCAGGAAUUCCUCGAGAAAAAAAUUGAGCAGGAGAUCAUGACGGCCAAGAAGCACGGCAUGAAGAACCAGCGAGCGGCGCUGCAGGCCCUGAAGAGGAAAAAACGCUACAGCAAGCAGCUGGAGCAAAUCGACGGCACGCUGUCCACUAUAGAAUUCCAGAGGGAGGCGCUAGAGAACGCCAACACCAACACGGAGGUUCUGAAGAACAUGGGCUUCGCCGCCAAGGCCAUGAAGGCCGCACACAAAGAACUGAACGUGGACAGCGUGGACGACCUGAUGUCGGACAUCAUGGAGCAGCAGGAGCUGGCGCAGGAAAUCACGGACGUCAUUUCCAAUCCCAUCAGCUUUGGCGAUCAAGUGGAUGAGGAUGAGCUCAUGGCCGAGCUGGAGGAGCUUGAGCAAGAAGAGCUGGACAGGAACCUUCUGGACGUGGAAGGAAUGGCGAAUGUCAACCUGCCCAGCGUCCCGUCUGUGUCGCUGCCGUCCAGACCAGCCAAGAAGGAAGAUGAUGACGGCAUGGACAUGGCCGAACUGCAGGCCUGGGCCACCAACUAAACUCAAGUGGAUGAGGGGGGGGGACCGCAGGGGCGCCCCUCCGACCCCACCCACCCACCUCCUGGCGAGCCGCCACCCUGAAGUGUGCGUUCAUGCCGGACCCUGUUGUGCAUCCUCUUCAGGGGGAAGCGUUCAAUGUGAACAAUCAAUACACGCACACAACAACAAUGCCACCACUCAAAAUAUUUGUGCUGCUUUUAUUCUUAAAAAAAGACAAAAUGAGAAGAAGAAAAAAAGACAUUUAGGUGAAGACGGCGGAUACAGGAAACAAUGUCCCGUCCUGACUUGUGGGAUUGUUUUAUCAUCAAGCUCUGGUGUUCAAUAAACUAUAGCUGACAGACUAAAAUCUA